Branchiostoma floridae (Florida lancelet) is the source of this 4328-nucleotide messenger RNA. RefSeq lists its product as uncharacterized. Gene Ontology annotation, biological process: positive regulation of extrinsic apoptotic signaling pathway; TRAIL-activated apoptotic signaling pathway. NCBI's taxonomy places the organism in Eukaryota, Metazoa, Chordata, Leptocardii, Amphioxiformes, Branchiostomatidae. Gene Ontology annotation, cellular component: cytoplasm; CD95 death-inducing signaling complex. The record is from RefSeq and is a predicted model, not a curated record. Gene Ontology annotation, molecular function: death receptor binding; caspase binding. The transcript has 10 exons. Bases 614 to 2245 code for a protein of 543 amino acids.
CCAGUGAUCGUAAGGCCUAGUGGAGACCUUCGUGCUAUUGGCGGGAUGCACACAAUCGGACCCGCGUUGAACUGUGUAGACCUAGGUGGAGAACUGACGCAGGACCGAUUUGACCACAUCAGGAACAAGUUGACACCCAUACAGCGGGUCCUGGAGAUGAUGAAGCUGGUAGAAGAUAAGUAUCUUCUUGGAUCUGCGGUGGAAAUUUGCUUCCCGGAGUUCGCUGAUCUUUUCUGGAGGAAGAAACGAGGAAAGGGUAUUCUCAUUCUCCACACUGACGACUACACUGCAGAGUUCGUCUCGCCUCUCCAGACAACGCUUAAUGAAGCAGGCUUGUCCUGCCACACUGAGACCAUCACGGCUACUGACUCCAUUACAGAGAAAACAGUCGAACUUCUGCUCAACCCAAGCAACAGGAUGGUUCUCCUGGUCAUCAGUCCCCAGGCUCUACAUCACAACCACUGGUCAAACCUUGACUACGAGUUCCCAGUUCGGAACGAUAAGCUACUGCUGCCCAUCCUGCUGUACCCGCGGGGCUCCAGAGACAGGAUGGUCCGUUUUCUCCAGCAGCGGGCUCCUGUGAUGUGCAAUCUGACAUCAGUGGAGAUAAGAGAUGAAAGGAAGGAUGGUGCCAGAAGAAAGACUGAAGGAAAUCAUGCAGAAGGUCAUGACUGACGAAGAAAGAGAUUUCCAUCAGAUGUUGGAAAGCAUUUUCAGUCGGCUGGACGACAGAGAUAUGCGGCUUCUUCUGCGCCUGUGGUCUGCACGUACCGGUAAACAGGAGAGUACAGAGAUCGAGACGCCAGCUGACUUGAUGAAGACCAUGUUGAGGACUGGGUACAUCACAACAGGUAAUCUCGGAAUGCUGGAGAAGGACAUGAUUGCGGCUGGGAUCAGCCUUCCGAUUAUUAUGCGAGACAUUCCAGGUGUACCAGAGGAGAUGAAGUACACAAGGACAAUAGAGGCUGCAGUAGGACCCGCGGGUGGAGAGUUGGAGAUUCCUGGUUUCGUCAAACUCAUUGUGCCACAAGGAGUCCUUCAGCAAGACACCAUGAUAACCAUCUCCACUGUGGAUGUUGCUGCUAUCCUCAGGGAUCCUGAGAGUGUCAACUGGAUCUCCGGCUACCCCUGGUCCCUGGGUGAGGACGACUGUCCACGUGAGCUACUGGAUCAGGUGCUGUUCUCCCCAGCUGUUGAUGUCAACCUACACGGUGCACAGCUGAAUGGACCAGUGGAGGUGCAGACGUGGCGACCUCCAGGUUCUGAGGGGAUGAAGUGUCUUCUGUUGAAGCACCAUGAUGCAGAAGGCUGGACAGAUAUCACAGCUUUAACCAGGCAUCACAUUGACUCGGACAGAUUGUCAAUGUUGUUGCAGACCUUCAGUCUGCAAACAAUCUUAUUUGCCCCGGUAAAAGCUGUUGCCAAAGUUACAAAUGCAAUGCUUGGUGUCUUUUCGUCUGAAACUGUUGAGGGCACGUUUACAGCGUACGUCAACCCUGGUGUAAACGAAAUGGAAUUCCACCUUGUCUGCAGAGACCAAAGCGUGGAAACAGAUGAGUACCACCAAGGAUUCAAGUGGUGUGGGUCCAACGAAGCAAGGUCUCCACUCUACAACGGUGAUGUAAUCAAGGUGAAUGUGAGUCUCCAUGAAUGCGAGACGUCGGUGGAGGAGACCCUAUGUGCUAAGCUGUGCAAACGACGCGGCCAGAAGAUACAAAUGCGCCUGAAGAGACCUGAAACUAGACACCCUACCAUUGGCGAAGCGUGUGUCUUCAAAUUUCAACAUCCUCAGUGGCUGAAUGUGUGUAAUCUCACUUUCCGGGAGGAGGGGUUAGUCGACAUCUCCACAAGCCCCUCUCGGCAAAGAUCCAAUGUCGACCAAUCACCUACUACUGUGCCGAGAAAGAAGAGAAUACCAGGAACCCAGGAAACAGAUGGCGGAGCAGGGCCUUGUGAGGACAGGAGAGGCGCAACAGAAACAGCUGACGUGAAGAUAUACUUUGACAAAGUCAUCGCCAGGGCUAGCAGCAACUGGGACAACUUGGCCCUGCAGCUGGGGUUCGACAUGAACGAAAUAAAAGGAAUUGAGACAUUGAAGCCAGACCAGGACCGCAGGUGCAGGGAAAUGCUACACAGGUGGAGAAACAGGGAGGGAAGUGACGCUACUCUACAGGUUCUGAAGCAGGCACUCAUCGACAUUGGUGAAAAGAGGACUGCAGAGAGCUUAGAAGAACCGCCGGUGUAACCUCCUGCAAGUGGUGGAAGCGUGUCAUGUCCAUCGCAGUGCUGGCUAUGAAUUACAGAGCAGACUGUAUCACAAUAGUCAAUGUGUGCCCUUUUCCCAAGACUGUAUAUACUGUAAAUAUCGCAUUUCGAAUAUAUUAUGUCUUGCAUUGUAUCAAAUGUUAUUAUAGCUCUUUUUUCAUAUUCUACCUGGAUAAAUAGAUUGCCAAUAUUUGUAUAUUUGAGCGAAUUGUAUGUAAAGUAAUAUGAUGAUAUUGAGAGUCACUUCAAAUUCAAACGGAGGCAAGUUGAUUGCCCCGGCAAUUCGCAGCAAUUUAUUGAUGAUACAUGGUGCACGUGAUAAUGGAGAAGAGUAAUACUAGCCCGUAGUAAAAUUUUAACAAUAAUAAGACAUAGUAUCAUCAGGAUAUCUUCGAUAUACAUUUUUCCUUGUACAUACUUAAGUAUGACUAAGUAAAAUAUUGUAGAAUUCUUUUGCUAUUUCAUGCCUUUGAUAGUGCUUUCCCUAAUUUGUUUGUGGAGAUUUUUUUGUAAUUAAUAGGUGUGUAGCGCAGACUCCCAAGCAAAAUGGUUGCUAGUUGCAGCCAGUGUGAUAUUGAGUGUUACAGUCAAUUUUAACUACGGUGCUGUCCGGAAUGUGUUUUGACUUGUUGAAAUCAAUCUUAAGUUUUAACGUUAAUUCUAGUGUAGUCUAGUAGCAUGUAUUUAUUAAGAAUGGAACAAAAUAAACAAUGCAAGAACAAUAUCAGAUCCACACGGCGCAGAGGAAAACAGUCAAGCCGUAUCGAUUACUUUCUAGUUUACUCAUCUCUCAUAGCCGAUGCAUCCAAUGUAAAAAUAAAAAAUCUGAUAGAUCACAAGUUUAUUUUCAUUUCUAUUACAACGACAAAUUAUCAGCGAGGCAAAAACUACGGGAAAUUCAACCAAUUUUGUUUAAGAGACAACACCUUCAUAACGUUGACUGAGGAAUUUAUCGAAGAAUUUUUCCGCAUUAACCUUGGAACUAGAGACCCUUUGAUAAUUUGGGAUACAUUCAAAUGCUAUUUUAGAGGACAUUCAAUUAAAUAUUCAUCCCGAAAAUACAACGAACAGGUAACGUCAAUGACAAGCAAAGCAUCGUGCAGACUACACAACUUGCGUCAACUGACGAAGCAAGGCACCAGUUUUACGGACCUAAUACAAAUCUAUCUGACACUGGUACGACCAGUAUUUCAAUACGGCCACGUGGUACUGGUUGGUUGUAGUAAAGAACAUGAACUGGCCUUUGACCGUGUACAACGCCGGGCUCUACGCAUCAUCUCCCUCGGAGGAAGACGCAGUGUACCCGACCUGCCCACACUGAAACUGAGACGGGAGGAGGCACAUACGUAUACAGCCGAAAGCCCGUACUGCAAGGCUUGGCAACUCAUUCCUCCAUUGUGCAAUCCGGCUCUAUAACAAGGCAAUUGUCCAGUAAUACCAUGAACAUUUUAGUCGCUAUCCGCACAAACGUCUGUAUGGUUUGUCUAACGUAAUUUUAAGAAUUAUUGUACUGUGUGGCUUAAGAGUGCAAAAGAGUGUUUUUUUUUAAUAUGCCGUUAUGUGUUGUCAAGUCUGGUAUUAAGGACAAAAUUCGGCUGUAUCACCCGCGAAAACCAUUGAACACAAAGAAUACAUUUGUAAAGAAUUAUGAUUCGUAUAGAUGAACUUACAAUAAAAUUAGAUAUGUCCGAUGUACCACCUGAUGCACUGAUGCUCAAAAUAUUACAGAACGAAUUGGAAAAUUUAUACAAGGAAAAACGAGAAGCUUUACAACGCACAAGCAAAUGAUAUGGAAUUUUCAGAACAAUAUCAGAACUAUCACAUUAUGUAUGAAAUUUAAGUAGACCCUCGUUGUAGUAAAGAGCUACAAGUUAAGUAGGAGUCAUUGUGUUCCUGUAGGUCUACCAUGUAUUAAGGAGAUGAUAUAUACAAGUAUGAUUAUGAGGUAUGAAUACAGGAGGCAGAGAGGGGACAUGACAUGAUUCAGGUGUUUAAGAUCAUGAAAGGACUCGACAGAAUUCCAGUCCGCAGCUUCUUUACUCCAGUGUAACAGUUAGUUACCA